UCUGCCGCGCUGCCAUGCCGGCCGCAGUGGUGUUUUGUUGGAUUCGUUUAGCUCAUGAUUCAGUUGAGUGUGAUCGUUUAACCCGUUGACAACGUUUGGCUAUUUUUAUAAAUGUUGUUUCCACUUUUUCGUGUAUCUAUUUUGUUGUAUUUUUAUAUUUUUGUCUCUGAUAAGACGAAAUUCCGAUCGACUCUUUGUGGUGGUAAUUUGUUGUUCGAACGCUCGCUUGCCCCUGUUCGUGCUCCUAUAGUCCCUACUUUUAAAACCCACUGAUUUUUAUUUUCCUUACAUAAAAUCCAAGCGAGUAAGUGCCGAGGAAGCAAGGGAACCCCUCCCGUUCGUUGUAACAAGUGGAUAGUCAACUGCAAACUAAAAGCAGCAAAAUUUUCGCAAACCAGCUGGACACAGAGGACGGUAGCUAUAAGCUGUAUACCGUAAGGUAGUCAGAGUUACACCGACCGACCGCCCCGAGAGGCUAUACGCAACACCCGGUACGGAACACAGUACCUAUAAACUCAUUCCGUUCGUACUCAGUCUCAGUGCUACAUUGGAUAGUUUGGCUUAGCCCGUUCAGACUUCAGUCAGUGUAGAUUCUGAACACGACGACGACGAACGACAACGACACGAUACACCAUAGCGCGCAUAGUGGAAUUAUUUUUAAUUUAUUUUUAUUUGCAAACGAGAUAUAAAAGAUAAACAACACAAACAAAUUAAAAAACAACACGAACGAGGAAAAUUUUGCACCAACGGCAUAACGAAAAAGAAAACAAGAAAUUUCGAAACAUCGAUCGGUAAUUUUGAUAUUUUGAAAGAGUGCGAAAUUAUUUUCUAUACAAAACAAAAAAAUGCCUGAAAUCAAUAUUGACAGUUCGAAUUGGAGUUGGAGUUUAAGUUCGAUGAUGGAUUACUUUGAAUACCUUGAAGUUGCCUGGGCCUAUUUUCUAAUUUUCUGGGAGUAUUCGCAUUGGAUUGCGUAUGCCUUGGCCUUUAUCACACUUGUCCCAAAGGUGUGGAGAAGAACUGUAAACGGUGCAGAAACGGAACUGCGAAAUGUCAAAUUUCACAGAUGCUACGGAGCCGAACGGUGCUGUCAUCCUCUAGAAGCCGACGACUCCGAAAUAGUUCGACCUCGGAAAAAAGUUCUCCGUCGAUUUCCACCCAAACGAGACUUGAGUACCGAAGAUAAACUAGAGUCUUCACAUUCACAAACCUCAUCAGCAUCAGCAUCACAAGUAGCAGCUCUACUCCCCACGCAACCAAACCAUGUCAAUCAAAUUGCAAAAAUGUUCGAGGGCAAUGCUCGCAAAGUCAACCGAGUGACGCCAAUUAUAACAAACGAACAGAGCUCCUCCGGUUUGCAUCAACAAUCACCAGACGAAGCCGUGACAAAGAAAAAAACCGUAAACGACGACUUAAAGUACGAGAAAAUGACAUUGCGAAACUUGGAAGAACGUUACUUCAAACCCUCUCCAGCCACUGCCGCCGCCACCGUCGUCGCCGUCACCACUGCGGCGGGAUUGGGAAAACCGGAAAAUAUCCCAGAAAACGAUGAAAACUCUGGCGAUUUGCUAAAUCGUCCUUUGUCGUCGUCGUCUUCGUCGCCAUCUACAGCGAAUAUUGUUAUCCAGCGACGGCGUUACCCAUCGACGUCGCCAUCACCCCCGCCACCCAAACAACUAUCCCGACCGAACUCACUUAAGGCCAGCAUAGAGAAUAUAUUCGCCUUGGCUAGCAAAGGUGGCUUAAGUCCCAAUGGCGGCGGACCGGUUACAUCGAUCGAAGAAAUCCUGUCGCAGCGCCGACUCUCCAGACCAUUGUCGGCGUAUUCGAUAAGUGACCUCUUGGGUGACAGCUUACCAGAUGAGAGUUACAUUGAGAGCUUCUUUGUAAAUCUAAACAAUCAUUAGUGUGCCAUUAGUAACAUUUUUUUACACAUUGAAAUGUCAAAAAUCAGGGCAUGACAAAAGAGAAGAACAAUGGAAAAAUUAGUUCUAAGUCGGUUGUGAUAAGAACAAAGUGAAGUUAGUGUCAUUUUCGAGUCAAUGCGAUGAUGCAAACAUGACCUUAACAUUUUUGUUCAUAAGAGACAAGACAUAUAAUCAUGCAUAAAUUAGUAGUUAAUUUGCCAUUUAUUAAGUUUUAAUUAAGGGCUAAAAUAAAAAUUCUUGUGAUAUUUUCCAUUGUCUUCUGUUGGUUCUUUAGAUAGAGAAAUAUUUUUAUUUUUUGUUAAGGGUGAUGUCACACUCGAAUGACACUUCUCGCUCUUAUCGUGUAUUGUUUUAAGAUUAUAAAAAUUAUUAUUAUUUCAUUUGUUUGCUAACAAACUGAUUGUGCAAAAUCAAUCAAUAUUUAUACAUAGAAUCUUUUUUUAGCAAAUAAAUAAACAAUAAAUUGACAAUCAUCAUCGGAAAUGUAAUCAAGUGAAAUUAAUUAAACAAAGAAGGAGAAAAAGACAAAGUAACAAAUUUGUAAUAAUUGUUCUUUUUUGUAUUUAAAAACUUUUUAUUUACCUCAAUUUCCUUUACAUUUUGUUUUUAUUGAAGACUAAAGGAAUUAUAUUGAUGGAAAAUAUUGAAACGUGAGAUAACACUUUUUUAAAUAAAAGAAUUUCUUUUUGGGUGUAACAAAAAAUACAAAAAGUCAAUUAAUAUUUGAACAGCUUUGAGUUGUUUAAUUUUGAAUUUAAUUUCAUGUGAUCGAUCUUUUGUGAUUUUGUGAGUUGAAGUCGUUGGGUUCAGAAUUUGUCUCCUUCUUUUUUUGUUUGUUUGACAAAAGUAUUAAAUUUUGUAUUUUAAAUUUCAACAAGAAAUAAUGUUUUUUUUUUAAUUAAGAAAAUUGUACUGAAAAUUGGAACUAUAUAACCUACUAACUUUACGAUAGAAAUAGGUUUUUUUUUUAUGCGCAAUAUUUUAUGGUAAUAAAUUAAAAAAUCAAAAUUAA
Messenger RNA from Eupeodes corollae, 2940 nucleotides. RefSeq lists its product as uncharacterized. The transcript has a single exon. The coding region runs from base 846 to 1907 and encodes 353 amino acids. Lineage: Eukaryota; Metazoa; Arthropoda; Insecta; Diptera; Syrphidae. The record is from RefSeq and is a predicted model, not a curated record.